Molecule: messenger RNA, 1311 nt
Organism: Lichtheimia ornata
Lineage: Eukaryota; Fungi; Mucoromycota; Mucoromycetes; Mucorales; Lichtheimiaceae
Exons: 3
Coding region: 1-1311 (436 amino acids)
Biological process (GO): amino acid transmembrane transport
Cellular component (GO): vacuolar membrane
Molecular function (GO): amino acid transmembrane transporter activity
Source: RefSeq, a predicted model, not a curated record
AUGUCCAUCUUUGACGAGAAGAAAGGCAACGGCGGGUAUGCCGCAUCCACAGCAACAAAUGAAAUCAUCGUCAGUGAGGCUGACUAUGAUUACAAGAACGACUUUCAAGAUGUGGAUCGAUCCAAUGCUGGGUCUGCUAAAACAGCAUACUACAACGUUGUUUGUGUGAUUGCUGGUACCGGUACCCUUGGUUUGCCAUUUGCCCUUCGUCAAGGUGGUUGGAUUGGUAUUCUCAUCCUCUUUUUGGCGUGGUUCAUGUCCACUUACACUGGUGUCAUCCUUAUUCGUUGCUUGUACGCCAAAGGAAACCGACGUCUCUCAAGCUACAAAGAUGUAGCUACAGCCUCGUUUGGUGCUAUUGGUGGCUGGAUCGUUUUCUUUUUCAAUGCAUGGAUCCUUAUCGGUGCUCCCGUUUUAUACAUGGUGUUGUCGGGUAGCAAUCUUCAACACUUGACAGCGCAUACCGCUGGUGCUAUUGGUGAUAUCCCAUGGACCAUCAUCUCUUGUGCUGUUGUAGCCAUCCCAUUUGUGUUUGUAAAGAGCAUGAAGGAAAUGGCAUGGAUGAGCGCAUUUGGUGCCGGUGCAACUUUGGUUACCGUCUUGAUUGUUCUUGUGGUUGCAUGUAUCGACAAGAAGAGCUUACCUCCUGUUCACCAUGACAACGUCAUUUGGGACCAAUUCCCUAUCGCCUUAUCUACCAUUUCAUUCAGCUUUGGUGGUAACGUCAUUUAUCCACAUGUCGAAAAGUCUAUGCGUCGUCGUCAAGAUUGGCCAAAGGUGGCAGCUGCUGGUUUGGCUACAUGUGCUCUCAUGUACUUUUUGACAGCAAUCCCAGGCUACUACAUUUAUGGUGAUACCGUGCAAAGCCCUAUCUACAACAGCAUCCCAGAAGGCGUUCCUCAAAUCAUUGCCAUUGUGCUUAUGACUCUUCACGUGAUGUUGGCUGCUCCCCUUUUGCUCACCUCGUUUGCACUUGAUGUUGAAGAAAUGCUCAACAUCACAGUUGAACGAUUCGGCCGUGUACUUGAAUUCGUUAUUCGUUGCAGCUUGCGUAUCGGUAUCAUGGCCGUCGUUGGUGUUAUUGCAUGCACUGUGCCCCACUUUGAUUUGCUUAUGAGCUUGAUUGGCUCCUUCUCCAACUGUGGUUUGAUCUUUAUCUUCCCUGUGGUAUUCUACUUGCGUCUUACUGGUUUCCGCAACAAACCCAUCUAUGAGCUCGCCUGGUGCGCUCUUAUCGUUUUGCUUGGUAUUGUUGGUCUCGUGUUCGGUACCAUCGAUUCCAUUAGAGGUCUCAUUAAGGCUUACCAAUAA